This is a messenger RNA of Macaca mulatta (Rhesus monkey), 2151 nucleotides long. NCBI's taxonomy places the organism in Eukaryota, Metazoa, Chordata, Mammalia, Primates, Cercopithecidae. The record is from RefSeq and is a predicted model, not a curated record.
UUUAAAAAUCUGUAAGUUGGAGAUGGAAUAGCAGCUGCAAAGCACACCUCUGAGGUCUGGUGACAUUUGUGGGCUGGAAGAGUGUGCUUGGAGUAGAAGUUGAGUACUGGAAGGAGGUUCUCCUUUCCUGAUCCGAUUUGCUUGUUUCCACCACACAGUGGGACCCCCGAGGCUGCUGCAGGAGCCGGAGAUCCUGUCCGGGCCUCAGAACCUGACCCUCACAGUGCACCAGACGGCAGUGCUGGAGUGUAUCGCCACGGGUCACCCUCGGCCGCUUGCCUCCUGGAGCCACCUGGGUGUGCAGCUGCCCCGCCCCAUCUCUCAGAGCCCCGUGCCCUUGUCCUAUCCCAACCUGACCCCCCCAACGCCUUCUUGCAGAUGGCCGCUCCAUCGGCGUGGAGGGCAUCCAAGUUCUGGGCACCAGGAAUCUCAUGAUCUCCGACGUGUCAGUCCAGCACUCAGGUGUCUAUGUCUGCGCUGCCAAUCGGCCGGGCACCCACGUCCAGCGCACAGCACAGGGCGUCCUGCUCGUGCAGGCUCCCCCUGAGUUUGUCCAAUGGCCACAGUCCUUGUCCAAGCCUCCGGGCAGCAGUGCCAUCUUCACCUGCGUGGCCCAGGGCGUCCCUGAGCCCCAUCUGGUCUGGCUGAAGAAUGGGAAGGUGCUGAGUCCUGGGGAUAACAUCAGGCUGACCCACAACAAUAGGUACUCGUGUCUUACCACUCCCCACUGGCCACUGGCAAUGGUAUGUCCCCCUACCCACCCUGGGCGUCCACCCCCACCUACAUGCAACACUCACUACCUAAAUCUCAAAAAUCCACACCCAUCCACAAACCGCCAGCAAGUUACCUUCUACUUCCAGCAAUUCCCCCUUCCCCCAGGAGGCUCUGCCCUGACUUCUCCAUUACAGGUAAUGCCCCCACACAGCCUCCUCCUCUAGGGCCACUCCACCAUGGCUUGGUGGGAAAGGGCUCCCAGCAGCUGAGUUUGUCUUUCUCUAGCACGCUGAUGCUGGCAGGCAUUUCAGUCGAGGAUGAGGCCAUCUAUCAAUGCAUAGCAGAGAACAGUGCAGGCUCCAAUCAGGCCAGUGCCCGCCUGGCUGUGAAAGGGGGCCCAGAGUCACACCCUGUCCCCAGGGGCCUGCAUGCCAUGGCUCUCUCUACUUCUGCCAUUCAAGUGUCCUGGGAGCCACCCCCCUCCAGCGGGGACAUCACUGGCUAUGUGCUGCACCUCCGGCCUGUGGGAGGUGGGUGUGGGUGGGUGGACAGGGCUUUGAGCUCAGAGCAGGGCCAGGAGCCAGGAGUCCCCAGCGCCAGCCCACCUCUGCUCCUGACUGCUGAUGUCCUAGGCGAGUCCCUCUCACUCUCUGGGUCCCAGUCUCCUCCAUGACCCCAGACCCUUCCGGAUUCUUCCUAGGCCUCUGGGCCUGUGGUUCUCUGGGCUGGCUGCCUCUGUACAUGGUCUUUUGGUGCUUCCUUAUUGCUUUUCAGCUUGACUCUAGGCCCUUUCCUCAUCCUCAUCCUUUCUCAGCUUAGCUCCAACUUCUGCAGCCUCUUUCCCUGCUCUCCUUGGAGGCUUGGCUGGUCCAGACAGGCACCAGGAGGGGGCUUCGUCCCCAGUUUGUGAGGGAGCAAGGACAUGACUACUGAGAAGAUGCUGUUCUGCUCCUCAGAGCCAUCUGGCCCGGAGCUCCAAGAGGCUGUGAGCAAAGGCACCUCUGAGCACGUCUUAUCCAACCUGGAGCCUGCCACAGCCUACACCAUCCAUUUGCGGGCCUACUCAGCAGAGGGUGCCAGUCAGGACUCUGCCCCCGUCUUUGCCUCCACCAUGGGCAGCAGUGAGUGACAGCCUCUCUAGCCUUGGGAAGUCCCUGGCCUCAGGUGGGCAGGGACUGCCAACCAGUUUGCUUGUUUUCCUCUGUAGCCCCUGCUGCCCUGGGCUUCUCCACCAAAGUGCUCAAUGCCACCUCUGUGCAGGCCUCCUGGGAGCUGCCACCACAGCUGGGACCCAUCCAAGGCUUCAAACUCUUUCACCGCAAGCUGCCUGCUGCCCAUUUUGAGGGGCUCCUGCUCCUGGCCAGCAGUGUCAGAUCCUUUCUCUACACAGACCUGGGUGAGGAUCUGAACCUUCUUGUGACACUCAAGGCCCGCCCU